UAAAGACACAAUAUUUGAGAAUAACGUUUACGAAAAUAUAAUUAUAAUAAAAUGUGUGAAGAAGAAAGUACUAAUUCAAGUGAAAAUCUAAUGAAACCGAAAAUUUCUGAUUCUGAAUUUAAAUUUGAGAUUUUUAUACCUCAAAAAGAUAUUUUUGGAAUGUAUCAAAAAUCUGCUCUAGAACUGGAAGAGUGGAUAAACGAUGCAAAAAAGCCAUCGGUACGUUUCAACUCCUCUUUCAAUGCUAGAGCUAACGAUCUCGAACAAAGAGGAAUAUUGACGUAUUCAAUGAUAGCUGAUAAUUCUUCAUUUAUAGAAAGGGGGCCAAUAAAGAGGAAAUUCGUAAGAUGCAAAUGCGUCCUUUCAGGAAAAUUGUUGAAAAAUAUAGAUGUCUUGUCAUUUCAUCACUACCUAUCAUAUCUUGACUUAUCGUGGAAUAAACUUAAGAACUUAUCGCCUUUGGGAGAAUUGCCCUGUUUAAUGUAUUUGGAUGUGUCUCACAAUUUGCUUGAGCGGGCCUUCAACUUCAAGGCUCCACACAAUUUAAUCUACGCAAAUUUUUCUCAUAAUAAUAUUAAAAAAUGCGUUCGUAUUUUCAAUUUUUGGUCCCUUGUGGAAGUCGAUUUAUCUCAUAAUUUUAUCAAGGAAAUUAACAGAGGAUUCUUGCAGUUAAAAUUUUUAAAGAAACUUGAUAUGUCGUACAACCUAUUAGCAGUAGUAAAACAUUUAGAAAAAUUAAAAAUUGUCUCUCUCGACUUGGAACACAACAACAUCAUUUACAAUAUCCAAGAUGAAUUUGCUGCCAGUGAACCUUCAGAGGCUGUGGACGAGAAAUGGCGAGAGGAAGAAGAGCACGAAUAUUCAGAAAACGAAUACGGUGAAGAAACAAGCGAAGAACUAGAUUUAAGUACUUUCGAAGAAGUGUGGGGAGAGUCGGACCAUGAGGAGGAAGAAGACGAAGAAGAGGAAGAUGAAGAGGAACGUGAACAAGAAAUCAAAACCGAAAUUGACAUAACCGACGGAUCACUACUGCAAGUGAUAUUUACCAGAAAAAAACACCGUCGUUUACCAAAUCUCCAAGGCUCCCAAACAAGAUUGAACACAGAAACUUCGUACCAAUCCGUUCCUGAUAAAGUAAUAGCGGCAGCGUUCAACAGCUCUGUGCUUCCUAUGCUAAAUCGAGCUUUUGGAGGGAGGAAGAAAGUGAAAAAGAAAUUGAGCAUGCCAUUAAAUUUCCAGUUCAAUACUUUGGAACGUUUAACAUUCGUUAAUCUGGCAAAUAAUGAACUAAAGCGAUUGGGCAUAUUCAAAAAUGCUUUCAAUUUAGAGAAAAUUGUAGUGUCACAGAAUCAGAUAAGCGAUCUCUCUGAAGUCAGAAAUUUGGAAGGUUUAAGAUUUUUACUGGAACUUGAUCUUCAACAUAACCCUAUAUGUUCUAAUAAAUAUUACCAUAAAGUAAUUUUACAUUCAGUACCACAUUUGAGAAUUCUUGAUGGCGUUCCAGUGGAAAUAGUCAAAAAGGUGGCCACCGAUGAAAAAUUCAAGCCAAAUCUAGAGCUGCAAGCAGCUGAACGAUUUGCAAAGUUGCAAAUCAUUACCCAAUUUACAAAUCCUCCCAUCACUGCCAUUUUACCAGUGUCUCAACCUCCUCCUCCGCUUAUUGUACUCGUUGGCUUAUUUGGGUGCCGUCACGAUAUUCUUGCGAACAUAUUUUACGAAAAUAAUAAAAGGCUUUUGGAAAUGGCCACAACGUAUACCACUAACCCUCGAAACAGUAUCGAGGCUACUUUUUGUAGACAAGAAGUGAUAGUAUCAGUGGAAAAAUUCGAUGAAAUGGUUAGAGAAGGAAGGUUGAUUACUGUAUCCGAAGAAAUAGGUUUUGACAUAGGAAUUUCUUCAAGGGGGUUGGACCAAGUCUACGAUAAGGCGUUUUUGUUGUAUACAGAUCUUGUUAAUGCCCUGACUUUACGAUUUAGAUGUCUAAGACCUACCCUGAUCCUUGCUUUGCCAGAAACGGAAGAAUUACACAUAACGUGGCUUUGCAAACCGAGGAAAUCGGAUAUAGCAAAUUUAACCGACAAAGCUCACAAACUCUCCUUACCAACUGAUGAAUUUUGGGAUCAUGGCGAGGAAGGGCCAACGUAUGAAAACUACGAAAACCAAUAUCAACCAAAUGCUUCAAUGUUUGGAAAUGGUGAAUUUGAUGAGAAAUGUGCUGAAGAUGAACAAACAGAGUGUCCAUUAUUUUUCUUGUCUCCUGCUACAUUAACUGAAGACGACCAGAAUGAAGUGACAAACGAGGAAAGGUCGAUUUACAAAGAUGAGUUUUAUUCGACGUUGGAUACUUCGAAUCCCAACGAAUUCACUAUCGAAGAGGAAACUGAAAAAAUAGAAGAGAGUGAUAGUACAAAAUUGAACAAGUUUUGUAUUAAGAAAAUAUUACAAACUAGACGUGAAUAUUUAGAAUUUCAUGAGGAAAAUCCCGGUGUUAUCGAAGAAGUGGUUUUUACAAACAGAUUGGACCAAUCGUGUGAAAUUCUUGAUAAUGUCCUUCUAAAACGUUUAGCAGAUCAAAGAAAACAACGCCCUGUAUACGAUUUGACCAAAGAUCCUUGUUAUAAAACGAUGACCGAUCACAAAUUACGUAUUUUGUCGACCGAAACCAUGAAAUUUGAUUUUUAGUUUGUAAUUGAAAUUUCUUGUUGUUGUUAAAUAAAAGUUGCACUUUUCAAUA
Molecule: messenger RNA, 2734 nt
Organism: Agrilus planipennis (emerald ash borer)
Lineage: Eukaryota; Metazoa; Arthropoda; Insecta; Coleoptera; Buprestidae
Exons: 11
Coding region: 52-2682 (876 amino acids)
Molecular function (GO): protein binding
Source: RefSeq, a predicted model, not a curated record